CGCUGGGGUGUCUGGCCCCUGCUGCAUGGAAACACCCCGGGUGCUUGGGCAGAGCUUGUGCUCUGGGAAAUUUUUCAGCGCGCUGGGCCCGGCCGCCGGGGGGUGAUGAAUUGCUCUGUGUCGGGGUGGUGGCGAGUCACCGGGAACGCAGCAGUGUGAACAUACAAGAACUUGGUAUGCCCCGUCCCCGCGCUACACCCGCGUGUGCCCGCUGAACGCCUUGGUACCAACUCGCCUUCAGUCAGUUGCUCUGGCUUUUGCCAGAGAAAUAUAAAAAAUGACGUCCCUCGCCCACCAGCUGAAACGGCUCGCUCUCCCUCAGAAUGACCCCAGCCUUUUGUCUCGAAGUGAAGCAGCAUCCUUGCUGUUUGAUUGCAAGGAAGCUGCCAAUAUUGACAGAGACACCUUCUUUGCAAUAGGGUGCACUGGCCUAGAAGAGCUAAUGGGGAUUGAUCCUUCUUUUGAGAUGUUUCAUUCUACUUUGUUCAGUCUCACAUCAAAGGGCUUGGAACGCAGUGUUCAGACUAAAGCAGUAAAUGAGCAGCUGGAUGAGAAUAUUUCAUCAUUCCUGAUUCAUUUGUCUCCUUACUUCAUGCUUAAACCAGCACAAAAGUGCUUGGAGUGGCUAAUUCACAGGUUUCAUAUCCAUCUUUACAACGAGGACAGUUUGGUUGGUUGUGUCUUGCCGUACCAUGAGACUAAAUUGUUUGUGAGAGUUAUUCAGCUGUUAAAAAUUGGAGACCCAACUCAUAAAUGGAAUUGGUUGCAUCCAAUUAAGAAACCAGGAGUCCCCCUUGCUAGGGGUGCUUUGAUUACACACUGCUACAAAGACCUGGGUUUCAUGGAUUUCAUUUGCAGUCUGGUGACAAAAUCUGUAAAGAUCUUUUCUGUACAUGAUGGCAGCGUCUCUCAGUUGAGGGUCCUGUUUACUUUUUACGCCUCCACCAUUGUGUCUGCUCUUGGUGCUGUAGAGAAGAUAACAGACACUAUAGUCUCCAAACUGCUCCCUUACGUACAAAAGGGUUUGAAAUCCUCUCUAGUGGAUUACAGAGCUGCAACCUACAUGAUCAUCUGCCAGUUGGCAAUGAAAGUGACAAUGGAGACCUCCUUGGUGCAGUCCUUGACAUUACAGAUCAGCAAGAAUUUGACCAAAACACCUUCUCUAGCCAGAGAAGGAUUGGCCUGCCUGCUCGUUCUUCUUCAGAACCAAAAGGGAGAGGGUCUUGGGAAAAAGCCAUUUCGUUACCUGUGUAACAUUCCAGACCUGGUUACUAUCCUGCAUGGCAUUUCAGCUGCAUAUGAUGUCACUCCCCUUCUGCGUUACCUGCUGCCGCACCUGGUUUGCUCCAUUAUUGACUGCGCUACUGAGGGGCAUGAGGAAUCUGAAGUGACAGAUAACCAAAUCUAUAAGAGACAUCUAGAAGCCAUACUUACAAGUGUAGCACUGGAAAAGGAUUUAGAUCGCCUUUUGGCCUGUAAAUUUCUUGAAGAGUUUAUUUCCUAUGGUGUGGAGAAUGAAUAUGAUUCCACCAAAAUGGCUGUGCUCAAUAAACAACUUCUUCCUCUCAUCAGACUUCUUGAAAGAAAAUAUCCUAAAGCCUUAGACUUGGUACUGGAAGAGUAUCUGAAAGAUGUUAUAAAUCAGAAUGAGCAAGAUCUUUUCCACCAAUUUAUCUCUCUCUCAGUGAGUGGCAGUAAAUAUCAGUUUCUGGAAGACUCGGAUACCUCUCUGGUGCUUAGCCUGAAUCAUCCACAGCCACGUGUCAGAGUCUUGGCUGUUCAGCAUUUGAAGGAGAUCAUUGAAGCAUCAAAGGAGGGCUUUGACAAGUCCUUCAUAGAAGAAGCCAUUUUUGCACGACUUAUGGAUGACAACGUGGAGGUUGUUAUGACUGCUCUCAGUGCCUUGGAGAUUUACAAGGGACAGAUCAGUCCAGAAAUAACUGUUUCAAGUCUGUUGACUCUAUUUCAAAGAGUUGAUCUUUCAAAGAACGGGAAGUGGUAUAAGGUUCUUGAGGGAGCAGUAAACAUUUUAUUCAAAGAAGAGAUUCUGAAUGAGAGGGAAGAGCUAUUAAAUCAAAUAGUAAUGCAGUUGCUACCAUUUAUGGUAAUCACUAAUAAUAAUUCAAAAUCUGCAGAAUGGAAAAUGGCAGUUUGUCUAUCAGAAUCUGGCCUCUGCUCCCUACAUCCUUUGUUGAAGGGCUGGCCAGAAGCGUUUGAAAAAGUGAUAAAAUCCAUCAAGUCUGCAGAUUUGGUUGGUAUGGCCAACCAGAAGAUGAUCCUGCUGUUUUCUGAUAACAUAACUUCAGGGGAUCCUUCCUUAAUGUUACAGAUGGUGGAAGGUCUGAUACAUGUAGCUGAAAAUGAAUCUGACAGCAUGAGGCAGAAAGUAACUGCUCAUGUAAUCAGCUUUGUGCUUGUCCAGUGCUGCUGUAAUUCACAAAUGGAAGAAAGUUAUUGGUCAUUGGCUCUCAGAAUCUUCAGUCUUCUGGAGGGAAAAAUAAGACAACUCGAAGGCAGUCAUUCUGCAGAGAUGAUUCCUGCAAAAUGGCCUAUUGAGUCAGUGCCUGGGGGCUUGGUGUCAGUCGAGUUGUUGAAUAAAUACAUAGAAAAGCUCAACUGUGGUCAGGCUGUUGAUGUAGAAGAUUCAGCCAUGCUCAUGCUUCUCUUGAAAAGCUUUGUUAGUGGCCUGAAGCCUCCCAUAUCCUUUAUGAAAGAUGAAAUCUGGUGGAAUCCUGAAAGUUUGAAUGAAAAGAGCAGAGAGUAUUUACACCUGUUGUUGGGGCUGUUUGACGUCAUUGUCAGUGGAGCCAGUGAGGGAGCUGAUGCUCUUCAGUUCAGAGCACUGCUGAGUCUUUUGUUCAAGGUACAUUUAGAAGAUUCAGAGGAUCUGUUCAAAUUCCUUUCAGUUUUAUGGACCUAUAACUAUAACCUCUCAAAUCAGCUAAACUACACAGUGAAUGCGAUGCUACAGACUCGAGCUUUGUAUAUAGGGUGUGCAAUGCUUACAUCACAGGCUGCCCAAAAGAAAAAACAGCUGGUAUCAGCCUCUUCCCCAGUGGUAAUAUCUCUGCUGAUUAACUUGGGGAGUCCCGUGAGUGAAGUGCGAAGGGCUGCUCUUAAUUGUCUUCGUUCCCUGACUGGAAUAAAGGAGUCUCCAUUUCAUCCCAUUCUUCAUAAUCUGGUACAAAAAGCGGAGGAGAUCUUAACUGAUCCCCUCUAUGUGACUCAGAGUUUGGGAAGCUUGUUUGAGGAACUGCAGACAGAAAGUAAACAGAAAUCUCAGCAGAAGAAGCUGUUAGAAGCUUUGGAACACAUACUUGAUUGUGUACAAGACCCUGGUUGUCCAUCAUAUGUAGCAAGAAGCUUGAUGAAGAUUCUUCAGCAGGUCAAUGGUGAGAUGAUACUGUCUCACCUGUUGCCUGCAAUAGAUAGAUUACUGGAGAAAGUGCUAAAGGAACCCGAGACAGUGUUGAAAGAUGAAGUUGUUCUUCUAUAUUUCAUCCUUGGGAAAUACAGUGAACAUUCAGCUGCCCUCUUAUGUAAGGAUCAGCAGAGUCUGGAUUUGUUCAUCAGAAGUCUGCACAUUGCAAAGGAGCUUUACAAAGGAAUUCCAACUUUCCAGAUCACAGCACUUGGGCAGAUCACUAAACCAUUCUUUGCUGCAGUGCCAGAUGGGAAGGUGCAACAGAAGCUACUGAGAGUUCUGUUUGAUUUAUUGUUAAAUUGCAAAAACCCACUUUGUGCCCAGGCAGUUAGCAGUGUUUUUAAAGGGAUUUCAGUUGAUGCUGAGCAGAUUAGUGUAGAGCUAGAACCUCCUGAGAAAGCCAAAGCUCUGGCUACCGUUCAGCAAACUAGGAGACAGAAAAUACAGCAGCAGAGAAAACCCCAAGUUCUGGAAUCAGUACCGGAAAUCAGCAGUGUGAACUGGCAGAGAGUUACACUCAUCCUGGAAUUACUGCAGCACAAGAAGAAGAUCAAGCGUCCUCAGGUGCUAGUACCUGUACUUUUUAAUCUGCUGGCCAGAUGCCUGGAAACUUCAACAACAGAACAGGAAAAUAUGGAAUAUACAAAGCAGCUAAUCCUAAGCUGUUUGCUAAACAUCUGUCAGAAACUGUCCCCAGGUGGCAGCAGGAUCCAGUCAGAUAUCCUUGAUAAAGAGAAAUUUAAUGUGGAGCUGGUAGUUCAGUGUGUCAGGGUAUCAGAAAUGCCUCAGACACAUCACCACGCGCUGCUACUGCUUGGUACUGCUGCUGGCAUGUUCCCUGACAAAGUUCUCCAUAACAUCAUGCCCAUUUUUACAUUCAUGGGGGCAAACGUCAUGCGUCUAGAUGAUACUUAUAGUUUCCAAAUAAUUAAUAAGACUGUGAAGAUGGUUAUUCCUGCUCUUAUACAGGCUGAAGAUGGUGGCGCUCCAGAGGCUGCACAGAAUGUGGAGGAGGUAGUUAUUAAAAUCAUACACGUGUUUGUGGAUGCCUUGCCUCAUGUGCCUGAGCACAGACGCCUUCCCAUCCUGGCUCAGCUGAUUGAUACGUUGGGAGGGGAACGAUUCCUCUGGGUUCUUCUGGUGCUCCUGUUUGAACAGCAUGUGACCAAAACCGUGACUGCAGCAACCAAUGGAGAAAAGGAUACUGUUUUGGAAACAGACGUUGAAUUUUGGAUUACUGUUUGUUGUGAGUUUAGUGUUCAUCAUCAGUUCCAGAGCUUGAUGAAAAUAAUCCAGUACUUAACAAAACUGCCAGAGAACAAAGAAGAUGAUCCUGGACCAAAAAAAUUAAGAACACGCAAGAUGAAAACACAAGAUGAAGAAGUGCAGCUUUUUAAUGUGGAGUCUCACUCAGGCAAACAACUGCGACAUUUUAAAUUUUUAUCUGUCUCUUUCAUGGCACAGCUUUUGGCUUCUCAAAGUUUUGUGAAAAAGAUAGUCGAAUGUGGUGGAGCUGAAGAGCUUCAGGAGUUGGAGCAGAGAUUAUUAGAAGAAGUUCUUUGCUACAUAAAUGUUGUGGCACACUCAGUGGAAGAAAAUGCAGACAAACCAACAGCAAAGUUUUGGAGGGCUCUGCUCAAUAAGUCUUAUGAUAUGCUAGAUAAAGCCAAUGCCUUAUUGCCGACACAGACAUUUAUCCCUGUCAUUAGGGGACUGAUGACCAACCAGCUGCCUUCUGUGAGACGUAAAGCAAUGGAUCUCUUGAACAAUAAAUUGCAGCAGCGCACACGUUGGCAGAAGGUCCAAGUUUGGCAGCUCUUAGAACUAAUUCCAGAGCUAAUCACUAUUGUCCAGCGUAAAAUAAAUGAAGAGGAGGAGGAGCAAGCCAUCAACAGGCAGACUGCUUUGUUCAGCCUCAAAUUACUGUGCAAAUGUUUUGGCACAGACCAUCCAGAGCCUUUUGUGCCUGUUCUGAAAGCCACCAUUGACCUGAUUUCUUCAGAGAGGAAGGAAGAAAGGAAUGUGAUGGGAAGUGCUUUGCUGUGUAUAGCUGAGGUCACCUAUACGCUGAAACCACUAGCAGUACCUCAGCUUCCAAGGCUGAUGCCAGCGUUGCUGAAGACACUAAAAGACAAAAAGGAGCUGGUCUCUAACGAGAUUUACUUGCUCAGCGCAGUGAGUGCGCUGCUGAAAGUUGUGGCAACACUGUCACACUUCCUCAGUCCCUAUCUGGUGGAUGCUUUGCUGCAGGUCGUUCGCUUGGAAAGGAUUGCAGUGGAAAUGGGCCCUUCGUCCCAGCUUAAUCUCCGUUUAACAUCACUGAAAACUAUGUUAGCUACACGGCUUGGUCCCAGAGUUCUGUUGCCAGCGAUUACCAAGUGUUACAAUGAACUUGCAAAUGCUUGGAAGAACCGCCUGGGUCCCCUUAUGGACAUUCUUAAAGAGCACAUUGCAGUUAUGGAGAGAAACCAGCUCAUCUCCCAUCAGUCUGAGCUCACAGCAUUUUUCAUGAAAGCCCUGGACUUCAGAACAGAGCACUCACAGGAUGAUCUGGAAGAAGUUGGUAGAACAGAGACCCAUAUUAUUAGCUGUUUAAUUAGCAUGGUCAUGAAGCUUUCGGAGGUUUCUUUCAGACCCCUCUUCUUCAAGUUAUAUGAUUGGUCCAAAUCAGAGGUCACCUCAAAGGACAGACUGUUGACAUUCUGCCGGUUAGCUGAUUGCAUUGCAGACAAGCUCAAGGGUCUUUUCAACCUGUUUGCUGGUAAUUUAGUGAAGCCUUUUGCUGAUACCCUGAACCAGAUUAACAUCUCCAAAACUGAUGAAGCUUUCUUUGACUCUGAGAACAGUACUGAAAAGAGCUGCUUAUUGCUGCAGUUCAUCCUUGACUGUUUGCACAAAAUCUUCCUCUUUGAUACCCAGCGUUUUGUAAGCAAAGAGAGAGCAGAAACCUUGAUGGUGCCCCUAGUUGACCAGCUAGAAAACAUGCUUGGAGGAGAAGAGAACUUCCAGGAAAGAGUGACCAUGCACCUGAUUCCAUGUAUAGCUCAGUUUUCAAUUGCAAUGGCAGAUGAUUCUCUAUGGAAACCACUAAACUACCAGAUUCUGCUGAAGACAAGGCACACCUCACCUAAGGUCCGAUUUGCUGCUCUGCUUACUUUGGUAGAACUUGCAGGGAAACUAAAGGAGAACUACAUGGUGCUGUUGCCAGAAUCCAUCCCUUUCUUAGCUGAGCUAAUGGAAGAUGAAUGUGAAGAAGUAGAACACCAGUGCCAGAAGACAAUUCAGCAACUGGAAGUUAUUUUAGGAGAACCACUCCACAGCUACUUCUAAGAAACACCAUUGCCUCUUUGUCGUAAAGUCUCAGUCAUGAGAUGUGAAUGUCUGUCUCACAUAAAAGAGCUAAUCAUAUUGCCACAAAGUUACUAUGUCACUCCAAUUAAGAGUAACACCUUUUUUUGUAGUAGACUGCGAAGAUCUUGCCUAUACGCUGUUCAGGGUCAUGACAAUUUCCACGGUUAUUAAUAAAUUGAAAAUAUUA
Molecule: messenger RNA, 6962 nt
Organism: Caretta caretta (loggerhead turtle)
Lineage: Eukaryota; Metazoa; Chordata; Testudines; Cheloniidae
Source: RefSeq, a predicted model, not a curated record